Molecule: messenger RNA, 3083 nt
Organism: Cynara cardunculus var. scolymus (artichoke)
Lineage: Eukaryota; Viridiplantae; Streptophyta; Magnoliopsida; Asterales; Asteraceae
Product: probable copper-transporting ATPase HMA5
Exons: 6
Coding region: 6-2984 (992 amino acids)
Biological process (GO): monoatomic cation transport
Cellular component (GO): membrane
Molecular function (GO): ATPase-coupled monoatomic cation transmembrane transporter activity; copper ion binding; ATP hydrolysis activity
Source: RefSeq, a predicted model, not a curated record
CUGAAAUGGCUACCAAGUUUCUAUCAUUGACGUGCAUACGUGGAACCGGUGCCGGUGACGGCUACUCCCGAGGGUUGUCACCGAGGCCACACUAUCCGUCUAUGCCCAAGUACCCAAAGGGGGUGUCGUCUGAAUCUGAUGUGGAGGGUAAUAUGGAAAGACUGGAAUCUAGGGUUCUCUUGUCGGUCACCGGAAUGACUUGUUCGGCUUGUGCCGGAUCGGUGGAGAAGGCGGUGAAGCGGUUGCCGGGAAUCAAAGAGGCUGUUGUGGACGUGUUGAACAAUCGAGCUCAGGUCAUGUUUUAUCCUAGCUACGUCGAUGAGGAGACUAUUCGUGAAACCAUUGAAGAUGUUGGGUUUGAGGCUACACUCAUUAUGGAGGAGACAAAUGAAAAGUCUACUCAAAUAUGUCGAAUGCUCAUCAAAGGAAUGACUUGCACUUCUUGUUCUAGUACGGUGGAGUCUGCUUUGAGGGCUGUACAUGGAGUACACAGAGCCCAAGUUGCAUUAGCAACUGAAGAAGCCGAAGUCCUCUACGAUCCUAUGAUUGUGAGCCAUGGCCAGCUCUUGGAGACCAUAGAAAACACUGGAUUUGAAGCCAUAUUGAUCAGCACAGGGGAAGACAGGAGCAAAAUACACUUACAAAUUGAUGGACCAUGGACUGAUGGUUCCAUGAGGAUGAUUGAGAAAUCUCUUCAAGCACUUCCUGGGGUUGAAAAAAUUGAAAUCGAUACGAACCUCAGAAAGUGUUCCCUUUCUUACAAAGCAGAUUUGACAGGCCCUAGAAAUUUCAUUCAAGUGAUCGAAUCAACCGGAUCCGGGCGGUUCAAGGCCAAGAUAUUUCCUAAAGGAGGAGGGAGAGAUUCUCAUAGACAAGAAGAAAUCGAGCAGUAUUACAGAUCUUUUAUGUGGAGUUUGGUUUUCACCGUUCCAGUGUUCUUAACCUCCAUGGUGUUUAUGUAUAUACCUGGACUCAAACACAUUCUGGAUUCCAAGAUCGUCAAUAUGAUGACUGUAGGCCAUCUUGUAAGAUGGAUAUUAUCUACUCCAGUUCAGUUUUUUAUUGGCCGUAGGUUCUACACUGGUUCCUACAAAUCAUUGCGCCAUGGUUCUGCAAAUAUGGAUGUUCUGAUUGCCUUAGGAACAAAUGCAGCCUACUUCUAUUCAGUUUACUCUGUGUUAAGAGCUGCUGCUUCACCACAUUUUGAGGCUACUGACUUCUUUGAGACAAGUGCAAUGCUCAUUUCAUUUAUUCUUCUUGGGAAGUAUUUAGAGGUUAUGGCAAAGGGAAAGACAUCUGAGGCUAUUGCGAAGCUUAUGGACUUGACUCCCGAUACAGCAACACUUCUGAGUUUUGAUAGUGAAGGGAAUGUUAUAAAUGAAGAAGAGAUAGAUAGUAGGUUGAUUCAAAGGAACGAUGUGAUAAAAAUCAUUCCUGGUGCUAAGGUAGCUUCGGAUGGUUUUGUUACUUGGGGACAAAGCCAUGUAAAUGAGAGCAUGAUCACUGGAGAAGCUCGACCAGUGGCCAAGAGGAAGGGUGACCCUGUGAUUGGGGGAACGGUGAACGAGAAUGGGGUUUUGCACAUUAAGGCGACACGUUUGGGAUCAGAAAGUGCUCUUUCACAAAUAGUUCAACUUGUUGAAUCUGCACAGAUGGCUAAAGCUCCAGUUCAGAAAUUGGCUGAUCGCAUCUCCAAAUUCUUUGUGCCACUGGUUAUCGCUCUUUCCCUUUCCACUUGGCUUGCCUGGUUUGUUGCUGGAAAGUUUGAUGGCUACCCGAAGUCUUGGAUACCUUCUUCCAUGGAUAGCUUUCAGCUUGCUCUCCAGUUUGGAAUCUCUGUUAUGGUCAUAGCAUGCCCGUGUGUGUUAGGCUUGGCAACUCCAACAGCUGUAAUGGUUGGUACCGGAGUUGGGGCUUCUCAAGGCGUUCUUAUAAAAGGAGGCCAAGCACUAGAAAGUGCACAUAAGGUGAAUUGCAUCGUCUUUGAUAAGACUGGGACUCUUACAAUCGGCAAGCCAUUGGUUGUUAACACGAGACUCUUGAAGAAUAUGGUCCUCAGGGAAUUCUAUGGAUUGAUUGCUGCAGCUGAGGUGAACAGUGAACAUCCUUUAGCCAAGGCUAUUGUAGAAUAUGCCAAGAAAUUUAGAGACGAAGAGAACCCUGUUUGGGCAGAAGCACAAAACUUUGAAUCCAUAACCGGCCAUGGUGUGAAGGCCAUUGUUCAGAACAAAGAAAUAAUCGUGGGAAACAAGAGCUUGAUGUUAAAGAAAAAAAUUGAUAUCUCCAUUGAUGCUGAAGAAAUGCUUACAGAAAUCGAAGGGUUGGCCCGGACUGGAAUUCUUGUGUCUAUAGAUGGGAAACUGACUGGAGUUCUUGCCAUAUCUGAUCCAUUAAAGCCCGGUGCUCGUGAAGUCGUCUCUAUACUCAAGUCCAUGAAAGUCAAAAGUAUAGUGGUUACCGGAGACAAUUGGGGAACUGCAAACUCCAUUGCAAAGGAAGUUGGAAUUGAUGAUGUCAUUGCCGAAGCCAAACCGGAGCACAAAGCAGAGAAAGUGAAGGAACUACAGGCAUCAGGGCUUGUAGUGGCAAUGGUAGGAGACGGGAUCAACGACUCACCAGCACUAGUCGCUGCAGAUGUUGGAAUGGCUAUAGGUGCUGGCACAGACAUAGCCAUCGAAGCAGCCGAUAUAGUCCUGAUGAAAAGCAAUCUAGAAGAUGUGAUCACAGCCAUUGAUCUAUCAAGAAAAACAUUCACCCGAAUCCGUCUGAACUACAUUUGGGCUUUGGGUUACAACCUUCUAGGCAUUCCAAUUGCUGCUGGCAUUCUUUUCCCAUUCACUGGAUUCCGGCUGCCACCAUGGGUUGCCGGAGCUGCCAUGGCCGCCUCGUCAGUGAGCGUCGUUUGUUGCUCGCUGUUACUGAAGAAUUACAAAAGGCCCAAAAUUCUGGAGACAUUGGAGAUACAAGGAAUAGCAACCGCUUGAAUGAUUGUAAAUAUAAGGUAAACAGAAGUGGUUUUAAUGUGGCAAAUGAGCAUGUUUUGUGUAGUUUUGUGCAUAUGUAAUAAAAGUAGUUUUGUGUAG